This is a messenger RNA of Trypanosoma theileri, 936 nucleotides long. RefSeq lists its product as uncharacterized. Lineage: Eukaryota; Euglenozoa; Kinetoplastea; Trypanosomatida; Trypanosomatidae. The transcript has a single exon. Bases 1 to 936 code for a protein of 311 amino acids. The record is from RefSeq and is a predicted model, not a curated record.
AUGGCUGUUGUUCAGACUCACUGCUUUAACUGGAUGGGGUAUGAGGGCACCGAGUCCGAAACCCUUAAUCUUGCCCUCCUCCGUCACGGUAAUUCCGGCAAUCUUCGCUACGCCGACUACUGCCAGCGCCAGGAGGUCCUUGCGGACAUCCGCCUGCGGCUGAAGCUCAUCAAGCGCGAUCUCGGCCUGCUCCCACCGGAGGCGGAGGAGACGCCCGUCGACGACGCCAUCGCCGAGCUCAGCGAGGACGAGUCGCUCUCCCUCGAGGCCCCAAUCAGCGCGCGGCCGAAGGAGGAGGAGAAGAAGGUCGUGGAGGACAAGGAGCCCAGCACACUUCUCGCGGUCCGCCAGCGCGCCCUGCAGAGCACCGGCACCGGCCGCGGCAGCGACAGCGAUGAGGAUGAGGAGAUCGUCUACGUCUACCCCGCCCCGCCCUCCGCCGACGACACGGCCACCGCCGCGAAGGCUGCUGGCGCCGCGCUACGCUCCGUGCUGUUUGAGGCGGGCGCCACGUACGUCUCGUACAUUGACGGCGCCGAGUUCACAUCAACGACAGCACUCGCCGAACACAAUGAGGCCAAACGCGCUGAGCUGACGGACGUUGAACUCCCGGAGCCGGGCGCCUUCGAUCUCGCCCCGCUGGAAGCAGCGCUGGAGGAACGCACUCAACUGCGUCUGAAGCUCGAUGCCGUGCGGGCCGCACGAGACCCAGAGUACGCAGCAGCCGUCAUCCCAGCCUCAGAGCGCGAUAACAGCGGAAAUCCCAUCACAAACGUGGACGUGAGUGAGGCAGAUGAGGCACAACUCUCACAGAAACUCACAAAGGCAGUUCGGUACCUCGCAGCACUGCGGGAGUUGUAUAACAACCGUGCAUCCAAGUCCGCCAACGCUGUGCAGCUCGAACUUGCCAACAAGGUCCAAGCACAAGAGCUUUAG